AAUCAAUUUCAGCUGUGACGAAGAAUAUUGUAUUACAUUGAAUGCAUUCUGUAAGUUCAGUAGAACAUGAUUUAAAGAUGGCGUUGAAGUAUAAAUGGUUGUGUCUUCGGCAUACAGAUGUAUAUUAGAGCAAUCCACUCCGAAGCCUGAAUCACUGAUGAAAAUAGAAAACAAAGGGGGAGCUAAAACAGAUCCUUGAGGAACUCCUUUUUUUUUACUUGAUGGAAAGGUGAAGUAUAAUUUUCUAAACACAUACGUUGAGUGUGCUUAAAAAAAACAGUUUUCAAACCAUUUUAGAGGAGCUUCACUAAAACCUAUAGACCUAAGUUUCUAUAACAGUAGAUUAUGAUCGGCAGAAUCAAAAUCUUUGAAAGGUCAACAAAUAACGCUGCACAGAACUUUUUGCUAUCUAGAAAGUUUAUGAUUUCAUUCGACUUCUCUCUCCUCACAUCUCAUCCUUGCAUCCUUCUCUCACAUCCCAAGUAGGGGGCGCUAAGACGCAAGAAAAGGAAGUGAGGAAAGAAAACGAGGAUUCAUAAAUAACUAAUGAGAAGCACCCAUUGAAUGGGACAUUUGAGUUUUCACUUCCCAUUUCCGGCCUCAGUCGAACAUAGCACGAGCCUCGCCCCACCAAAGAAUACAUGAAUUCUGGGCGUGCUUUAGGACCUUCCCGGUGACGCUUCUUCAGUUGGUUAUAGACCCUGCAUUGGAGAACUGUGUGCUGUGAAUGCUUGUGUGUUUGUGUGUAAAGCUUCGUCAUGGUUCUGACUAUGCUGCAAGGCUUUGGGAAAAAGCUGCUGCGUGUGAAAGCGGUUGAUUGCAGCACUGAGGAAUCACGCCUGUCACGAUGUCUCAACACGUUUGACUUGGUGGCGUUGGGCGUGGGCAGUACACUCGGUGCUGGCGUGUAUGUACUGGCAGGUGCCGUAGCACGGGAAAAUGCUGGUCCUGCCAUUGUGCUCUCAUUCCUGAUCGCUGCUCUGGCCUCAGUCAUGGCGGGACUGUGUUAUGCCGAGUUUGGAGCACGGGUGCCCAGGACAGGCUCUGCGUAUCUGUACAGCUACGUGACAGUGGGAGAGUUGUGGGCCUUCAUUACCGGCUGGAACCUCAUCCUGUCAUAUGUCAUAGGGACAUCCAGUGUAGCUCGAGCCUGGAGUGCCACAUUCGAUGAGCUCAUAGGGAAACAAAUCGAAUUCUUCUGCAGGCAGCACAUGAGAAUAAACUCACCUGGGGUUUUAGCCGAGUACCCAGACAUAUUCGCUGUGCUCAUCAUCCUCAUUCUAACUGGGUUGCUGGUGUUUGGAGUGAAGGAGUCUGCUAUGGUGAAUAAAGUGUUCACGUGUGUCAAUGUGCUGGUGUUGCUGUUUGUCGUGAUCGCGGGUCUGAUCAAAGGAUCCCCCAAAAAUUGGAACUUGAAUCCAGAAGAGAUCCUUAACAGAAGCUUGAGUGGAAAUGAGACAGAGCUAUUGCCUUCACCUGACAGUCUGGGCAAGGGAGGGUUUAUGCCAUUUGGCAUCAGCGGAGUUCUCUCAGGCGCUGCUACCUGCUUUUACGCUUUUGUUGGAUUUGACUGCAUCGCUACCACAGGAGAGGAGGUGAAGAACCCACAGAGGGCCAUUCCUAUCGGCAUUGUGGCCUCGCUGCUCAUCUGCUUCGUGGCCUAUUUCGGUGUGUCUGCUGCUCUUACCGUGAUGAUGCCCUAUUACAUGUUGGAUAAAAACAGUCCGCUGCCUGUGGCCUUUAAAUACGUGGGCUGGGAUGGAGCUACGUACGCAGUGGCAGUCGGAUCACUGUGUGCCCUCUCCACCAGUCUACUAGGCUCCAUGUUUCCAAUGCCCAGAGUUAUAUGGGCCAUGGCUGAGGACGGGCUGCUCUUUAAGUUCUUGGCAAAGAUCAACGACAAAUCCAAAACCCCUAUAAUAGCCACUCUAACCUCGGGUGUUGUGGCAGCUGUAAUGGCUUUCCUGUUUGACCUAAAGGAUUUGGUGGAUCUCAUGUCCAUCGGGACACUGCUGGCGUAUACCCUAGUGGCUGCCUGUGUCUUGGUUUUGAGGUACCAGCCGGAGCAGCCUAGUGUGAAUGUGCAGUAUCAGAUCGCCAGGUCUCAGGAUGAUGCCGAGCCUGACUCUAUAAGUGAGAGCAGUUCAAAUUACCUGACUAAAGCUCAAGACGACUGCUCGCUCAGCAACCUGCUUUCCCCUAAAAACACAGAGCCCUCACGGCUGUCUGGCUUUACCGUCAACAUCUGCACCAGUGUAAUAGGUCUGCUGGUGUGUGUUUUCUGUAUUGUAGCAGUACAGGGUGCGUUUCAGGUCUGGUCCCUGGCUAUGUUGGGAGUCCUAGCUGUAGUAUGUCUCCUCGUCACUCUGUUAAUCUGGCGGCAGCCUGAGAGCAAAACCAAGCUAUCUUUUAAGGUUCCUCUGCUCCCUUUCCUGCCUGUGCUGAGUAUGUUUAUUAAUGUCUACCUGAUGAUGCAGCUGGACAGAGGAACCUGGUUGCGUUUUGCCAUCUGGAUGGCAAUCGGCUUCGUCAUCUACUUUGGCUACGGGAUCAGGAACAGCACAGGGGCCAGUAAUGGCACAGAAGACGACAACCCCUUUGUUACAAAACCUGUAUGUAAAAUAAAUGGACCUCUGACCCCAGAGAAAGAGGCCUUCCUCACCCAGCCUGUUAAUGAAGAGGAAGAGGAGAGCAGUGACUCCUAAGGAUGCUCUAAUGCCAUAUGGUGUUGUAGAGAAAUGAAAAGCAGAGUGUGGCUGUGUGCAGCCUAAUACAGACUUUUCAUUUUGCGAUCACGGAUUUAGAGCAUUCGUGGAAUCAAUGCCCUGUUGGUGGUGAUCAUGAGUUUUACUGUUACCAGUGCUGCUGACUUAUCAUUUCUAGCCUCGGGUGUGUCAUAUAGUCUAGAGUUGUUUGUCAGUACUCAUGAGUACGGAAAUGCCAGGUGCUAUUUUUUUAUGCCAAAUAACUUUGUUUUAAAUUAUGUUGCCAAAUUGUUUGCCUUGCGUAAGACAUGUUUUGAAUCAUGUAUAUUGAUGAACGAGUUGUUUAUGAGCAGAGGCUGUGUAUUGUAUAUAUUGCUCUGUCCUGGGUGUAUCGAUGAUACAGAAAAGCCAGUCUAGUUAUUACACCAUCAAUAUUUAUUUAUUUUUCCAUCAGAUUUAAGUAUGACUUGCCCAUCCUUAUAUGUGAAUGUUGCCUCACUAUGCUUUUCCUGAGGGAGAAUCGAGAUGAUUUUAUAAAUGACUAGCAUUAAAAGAGAGAGGCAGUAAAGAAAAUGGAAAUUGGAUAAUGAGCAUUUUGGUCAAAACUUCGGGUUAUAGGGUGGUAAUGUUCUGUAAUAUAGAAGAUUAAUGAUGAUUAAGAAUUGCAGUGCCUGCAUUAGGGUGUUUUUUUUCUUGUAAAGGUCUAAUAAUGUUUGUGUGUGCAUUUUAAAUUGUUUGUAUCAUGAGGUGAACUUUGGUUUAGGGAUUUAUAUAUUAUUUAUGAUGCAUCUUACAUUUUCCAUUUGAGCCACUUACUUGUUCUACUGUGUAUUCUGGUGAUCUCUUUAGGAAAGCAUGCACAUCAAGCUGUCUCCUAAAUGUCUCAUUAUUACAUGAAACUUUGUGUUUGUCAUCUUUGUGCUUGUUUUUUUGUGUGUGUGUGUGCGUGUUUUUGUAUUGUUUUAGUUUUUUCCCCGAAAACUGAAAGAAAAUAUCUACACUUUGAGGACAAAAAAGUUUUAAUCUAGACACUUGUAAGAUUUUUACUUUGUCCCCUUUAACAGUUCUGUGUAGAACACUGGAUCAAAGUGUUUCUAAUUAAACGUGUUCUCUGGAUCUAUUUGACAUCAUGGACCUUUUGAAUGUGGGCAAAACAAAGUUUUAGAUAGCAUAAUUAUAUUUGCAAAAUAUAUAAAAUUACCAUUUGUUAUUAUAAUAAUAAUAAUUGUUAAAGACAGCUGUACAUAAAAUGUAUAUAUUGUAUUCUCUUUUAAUAAAUUAUUUUCUUCUUUUUAAAAGUC
Molecule: messenger RNA, 4006 nt
Organism: Ictalurus punctatus (channel catfish)
Lineage: Eukaryota; Metazoa; Chordata; Actinopteri; Siluriformes; Ictaluridae
Gene: slc7a1b
Product: solute carrier family 7 member 1b
Exons: 12
Coding region: 759-2705 (648 amino acids)
Biological process (GO): transmembrane transport; amino acid transport
Cellular component (GO): plasma membrane
Molecular function (GO): amino acid transmembrane transporter activity
Source: RefSeq, a predicted model, not a curated record